Molecule: messenger RNA, 2585 nt
Organism: Magallana angulata
Lineage: Eukaryota; Metazoa; Mollusca; Bivalvia; Ostreida; Ostreidae
Exons: 3
Coding region: 293-1939 (548 amino acids)
Molecular function (GO): zinc ion binding
Source: RefSeq, a predicted model, not a curated record
CAAGCUUUUUUCUUCCUGUUUCUAUAACAAGAAAAUAUGCCGUUGCUUGCUCAAUAUUUACUACAUGCGGCUGCUUAAUAUGUGCUUAGGCGCUGGACACUAUUUUUAUCUGAAAGCGAUUGAAAAUGGGCGAUUUCUUUUGAAAAAUUGAGUGGUUUUCUAUCAAAUAUAGACUUAUUUAAGUCUAUUUUAAAACCACUUUUAAAACGAAAGUUGGAAUUUUCGAAAACCCCAGGAUAUAGCACAUCAGUAUCCAUUGGAAAACGAACGGGUUCACCAACAAUUACCCGGGAUGGACGCAGUUUACAGCGUUAGAAAAUGCUCUUGCACAAACGAAAUAAAUGAAGUCAAAUAUUACUGCACCUUUUGCAAGGAUAAUUUGGGGGAUGAUUGUUUGUUACAGCAUCUGCAAACUCCUGCAAAGACCGAAGAUGGACAUAAUGUUCUACAAUACAGUAAAAAAAAUAGUGGGAAAGUUUACAGGCGGAAUUGUGAAAUCCAUAAAAAUAAGAUAACUACGGCUUACUGUGAAACAUGCACACGUUCUGUUUGUCAUGAAUGCAUUAAAGAGAACCAUGAACGUCAUAAAGUUUCUAAGAUAUGGGAACUUUUGAAGAAAAACGUUCAGAAUAUACUUGGGAAACUCGAAAUCCAGAACAACGAAGUCCUGAAGUUGGAAAAAAAGCUUUCACGUUUAUGGCAAGAAUUGUCAAAGCAAGCUAUUAAUUAUGAUACAGUUAAAAAAGAUAUUCGACAAUAUAUUAAAGAUUUCCACAUGAAAUUGGAUCAGUUGGAAAAAAAGCUGUUAAGCCAAGCUGAAAAAGAAAGGAAGAAAAGUUAUGGUGAAAUUAUAUCUGAAAUGUCAUUAAUGGAAAAAAUAAAGAAAAAGGUGACGAAAAAAAAUAAAGGACUAAAAAAUUUUCUUCAUGAUUUUGAUGCGCUACACAACCCAGAAUUGUUGCCAGAGGUGAACGUCGAUGAUUGUACAUUCUGUACAGAUGAGUCAGACCUGGAUGAAAAAAAACAAUUGCAAUUGUCCACAUCCAACUUAGAUUUGGACUUUCUGUGCCAAUUUGCAAAAAUUACUAUGUCAAACCCGAGCUUUAAAUUGGAUGAAUCCAAAUUUAUCGAUAUAGACUCGGAGCAUCUGGAGGAAAAAAACGUCCAAGAUUUAGUUUGUAACACAAAAAAUGAAACAGUUAUCGUUUCGGAAAAAGGAACAGGAAAAAUAAUAGAAGUCAACAAGACAGGGGAUGUAGUUAAAGAAUAUGAAACAAGUUGUUGUCCAAAAUACAUUGCACUAACACCCGAUGGGGAAGGACUCAUCUAUGCAAGUUUUGAAAAAAAGUCAGUUCUUCUAGUAACCACUUCAAAAGCCACAUGCAAUGAGGCCUCACUAGUCACCGAAGAAAACUGGUUUCCUAGAGGAAUAUCACUAACUACAAGUGGCGAUUAUCUUGUUUGUUUGAAAUCAUAUACUUUUAAGCGAGGGAAGGUUUGUGUUGUGAAUGAUUUGGGAAAGGAUGUAGAAAGCUUUGAAUAUGAUAAUAACAAUGAACCUCUCUACAGAGACCCAAGGUAUAUCACAGAAAAUAAGCCGAAUGGAGAUAUAUGUGUUACAGACACUAUCCGAAAUACUUUGAUAGCUGUAGAAAGUUCAGGAAAGUACAAGUACUCAUACUCCAAAAGCUAUGCCGACCGUGAGUUUAACCCACUAAACAUAUGCGCGGACAGCGAGGGUCGUCUCCUUCUGUUGGACGUUGGUCAACUAGCAUCAAUCAUUCAUGUACUCAGUGACGAGGGACAUUUCUUGCGAUUCGUCAUGUCCAAUCAUUUCCGGUCUGUGACAGCCAUGAGUAUUGAUAGUAACGACCGUUUGUGGAUCGCAAAUAGAGAAAAUAACAAAACCAAAAUCAAGCUCAUUAAUCAAUUAAAAUGAAAAAUGUUUGGGGACUUUUAGUGCGAUCGAAAUGCUUGUACUUAAGUUCCAUGAAUCGCCUUAAUUUCCAACAAACAACGUUACAUUUAAGUUCGUUAGGACUGAGUAACUUAUUAAACGCCAUAAACAAACAGCUGAGCAACAUGUCAACCUUCACAUUCUCGUAUCUGAACACAACAGCAAACGGCGCAUGUACGCAUAGGUUCAGCUGAUGUCAAGCUCUUCAUUUAAACAUCUUCCUUUAUUAAAUCUGCUGCAUAAGUGUUCCUGCAAAAAAAAAAAAUCAGAAAAUCCCCCAAAAUACAACGCAGACACUCGAGCACUGGCGGGAACUAGAUAUCUAUUGAAUAUGUAUAUCAUCGAUUCGAACAGCUAAGUUGCAUUGUGUUCUGAAAUAUUUACCAUUAAAAGAAAAUAAGGUUCGUCAUACACCCAUAUGAGAACAAAUAUCCGCCAUUUUCUGCGACUGGCUUCCUUUUUUAAAAUUAGUGCACAAUACUCAUGCCUAUCUCUCUUCCAUUGGAACCCGUGUCGCACCAUUUUUUGUUCAAAAUGCAACAGGCACGUAGCAUCGUUUUUGAAAGGGGGGAGGGCAGACUCAUCCAAAAAAUCUUGACAGGCAAAAAAAAACAAAAAAACAUUUACA